Yarrowia lipolytica CLIB122 is the source of this 276-nucleotide messenger RNA. The record is from RefSeq and is a predicted model, not a curated record. Lineage: Eukaryota; Fungi; Ascomycota; Dipodascomycetes; Dipodascales.
AUGUCCACUAGCGCCCAAGUUCCCGGAGGCCCCGCUGCCCAGAUGAAGCGACGAAACAACGCUCAGCGACAGGAGGCCAAGGCCUCGCAGCGACCCACCUCCACACGAUCUGUCGGUGCUGGCGGAUCGUCCUCCACCAUGCUCAAGCUCUACACUGACGAGUCCCAGGGUCUCAAGGUCGACCCCGUAGUGGUCAUGGUGCUCUCUCUGGGUUUCAUCUUCUCCGUUGUUGCUCUCCACAUUCUCGCCAAGGUGUCCACCAAGCUGCUUGGAUAA